Molecule: messenger RNA, 971 nt
Organism: Camelina sativa (false flax)
Lineage: Eukaryota; Viridiplantae; Streptophyta; Magnoliopsida; Brassicales; Brassicaceae
Product: glutathione S-transferase U15
Biological process (GO): glutathione metabolic process
Cellular component (GO): cytoplasm
Molecular function (GO): glutathione transferase activity
Source: RefSeq, a predicted model, not a curated record
AGAAGAAGGAAAAAAAGAGCUGGGGAGGAACACAAAACUGGCCUCACCACAAAUAUCUUCUUGUUACUUGGUCUUCUUCACCGAUUAAAUUACAGACCUAAAGUAAAAAUAAUUUAAACAAAAGAAAAGAUGGGAGAGAGAGACGAAGUGAAACUUUUGGGAACAUGGUACAGUCCGGUCGUGUUACGAGCAAAGAUAGCUCUUCAUCUCAAAUCGGUUGAUUAUGAUUACGUUGAAGAAGAUUUGUUCGGAUCCAAGAGUGAGCUUCUUCUCAAAUCGAACCCGGUUUACCAGAAAGUCCCGGUUCUCAUCCACAACGGUAAACCGGUUUGCGAGUCCCUUAACAUCGUUGAAUACAUCGAUGAGACGUGGAAAUCAUCUGGACCGUCCAUUCUUCCUUCUCAUCCUCAUGAUCGAGCUCUCGCUCGCUUCUGGUCUGCCUUCGUUGAUGACAAGUGGUUUCCCGCUUUCAUAGCGGCAACAAUCACAAAAUCGGAAGAUACAAAAGCAAAAGGCAUGGAAGAAGUGGAAGAAGGGUUGUUGCGACUUGAGGAUGUGUUUGUUGCCAUAAGCAAAGGUAAACCCUUUUUUGGUGGUGAAGCGAUUGGGUUAAUAGACAUUUGCCUCGGAAGCUUUUUGGUUCUCUUGAAAGCUAAAGAGAAGCUUAAUGGAGAAAAGUUUUUAGACGAAUCAAAAACUCCAUUUCUUUGUAAAUGGGCCGACAUAUUUUUGUCGGAUGAAAUGGUGAAGAAUGUGGUGCCGGAGAUCGAUAAAGUCGCUAAGUUUAUACGAGAGUUUGAAGAUAGAGCUCAAUCUGUGGCUUCUAGAUCCUGAGAUGAGAUCACCCUAGAAAUGAAUUAGCAAUAUAUGUAGAAAAUAAGUUGAAGUUUAAAGUUUUGUGUAAUAUAUUUCUCUGUUAAAAAUUGCAACUUAUAUAAGUUGAAGUUUAAAUAAGUUAAAACUGCAUUGUA